UUUUAGGACAACGGUAAUUUAGAAAGAGGAGUCGGUGUUUCAGUUUCAAAGACUUUUUGCGUCACUUUGUUAAUCUCAUCCUUGAUCCUCCUCUGUGCUCGAACUAACAUCGACGUUUUCUGGGAAUUGCAUCUCCUCCAAAGUGUCGCUUAAAACAUGCAGGCAUCACGUGCUAGACUAUUCAAGGAAUACAAAGAGGUGCAGAGGGAAAAAUCAGCAGAUCCAGAUAUUCAACUUGUCUGUGACGAUUCCAAUAUAUUUAAGUGGACUGCUCUUAUCAAGGGGCCUUCGGAAACUCCUUAUGAAGCUGGUGUUUUCCAGCUUGCUUUCUCUGUCCCUGAGCAAUAUCCUUUGCAGCCUCCUCAAGUGCGAUUCUUAACAAAAAUAUUUCAUCCAAAUGUACAUUUCAAGACAGGAGAGAUUUGCCUUGACAUCUUGAAGAAUGCAUGGAGCCCAGCUUGGACACUACAGUCUGUUUGCAGGGCCAUAAUUGCCCUGAUGGCUCACCCAGAACCUGAUAGUCCACUAAAUUGUGAUUCAGGUAAUCUUCUUCGUUCUGGUGAUAUGAGAGGAUUCCAGUCUAUGGCAAAAAUGUAUACUAACCUAGCAGCAAGGCCGAAGAAAGGAUAAAUUGGUAAUUUUGUAUAAAUGCUUUUCAGUGUCUGAACAAAUCUGUCAAACUAUCAUUAUUGCUCAAUGUGAUUAACUAUGGCAAUUGUAAUAAUGUGUUCCACCUGUUCACUAUACCUGACACUUGCAUCAAUCUCUCUUGAAUCUUGAUAAAUAAUACUCCCUCCGUUUACAUUUA
Molecule: messenger RNA, 808 nt
Organism: Daucus carota subsp. sativus
Lineage: Eukaryota; Viridiplantae; Streptophyta; Magnoliopsida; Apiales; Apiaceae
Product: protein PEROXIN-4
Exons: 6
Coding region: 157-630 (157 amino acids)
Source: RefSeq, a predicted model, not a curated record